Molecule: messenger RNA, 4624 nt
Organism: Clarias gariepinus (North African catfish)
Lineage: Eukaryota; Metazoa; Chordata; Actinopteri; Siluriformes; Clariidae
Gene: sema3b
Product: sema domain, immunoglobulin domain (Ig), short basic domain, secreted, (semaphorin) 3B
Exons: 18
Coding region: 547-2898 (783 amino acids)
Biological process (GO): semaphorin-plexin signaling pathway; axon guidance; positive regulation of cell migration
Molecular function (GO): semaphorin receptor binding; chemorepellent activity
Source: RefSeq, a predicted model, not a curated record
UAGAGUGAGACGUGGCGACAGAGGAGUCUAACGCAGCCCAUACAUCAAGUGGUGCACAAAGAACUGAGGACUGAGAACAAACAAAAACAAAUAGAUUAGAUAUUACUAUAAAGAGAAAAAAAGAAGAAGUGCAGUGUAUGGGACCGUUCUGUUCUGGGACAGAGAGAAAGAACCAAGAAGGAACAAUAAGACGUGUUUUCCAGAAGGACCCUUGGAAUCCUGCACUUUUACACAAUCCAUCUCUGUCUUUCUCUUUCUCACACAAACACACACACAGUCCUAGAGCAGGAGAUUUCUAUCUGUAUUCGUCCCUGCAGCUCUAAAAGCGAGUGUGUGUGAGUGAGAGAGCCUGUCGUUCCCCUGGAGUCUACGGGACCAUGGCACCUGUCAGAGACGCAGCAGCUCUUGGCUGAAGACACACACAUGCACUCACACUUAACACACACUCUGAGAGAUUAGGAGUACAAAGUUCAGAACCCUUAUCACAGGAACCAUCACCAAAGCAACUUAAAGCCCAUCUCUAAUCACCUUCGAUCAGACCUGAAGAUGAUGAUGAUGAUGACUAUGAUAUUGGUGGUGAUGACUGUCAUGCUUGGCCUGAUCAGUGUCAGCUCAUUAUCCAGUGGAGCAUUUGUGUCUUCUUCUACCUCUUCAUCUUCUUCGCCGAGGAUGAAGUUUACUUAUAAAGAGCUCCAGCAGUUUAAUGGAGUGAAGCGGUUUGAGUUAGAGCGCUCGUGCUGUUUCGGAUCACUCCUAUUGGAUGAAGAAAGGGGUCGGCUCUUUGUAGGAGCACGGAACUACCUGUUGUCUCUCAGCCUGGACAACAUUGCCAAGAAUGAACAAAAGAUUUACUGGCCGGCCCCUGUGGAAUGGAGGGAAGAGUGCAACUGGGCAGGGAAGGAUAUCAAUACGGACUGCGUGAAUUAUGUGAAGCUUUUACAUCACUUUAACCGAACACACCUGUAUGCCUGUGGGACUGGAGCCUUUCAUCCGACCUGUGCUUACGUGGAGGUUGGACAGAAAGUGGAGGAUCACGUGUUUCGACUUGAUCAAUCUCUCCUUGAAGAUGGUAAAGGGAAAAGUCCUUAUGACCCACGACACACUGCAGCCUCUGUUCUGGUUGGUGAUGAGCUGUAUUCAGGAGUGGCCACUGACCUAAUGGGAAGGGAUUUCACGAUUUUCAGGAGCCUGGGACAGAAACCCUCCAUACGCACCGAGCAACACGACUCUCGCUGGCUCAACGAGCCCAAGUUUAUAAGUGCUUUUGCUGUUCCGGAAAGUGAAAACCCUGAUGAUGAUAAGGUCUUCUUCUUCUUCCGAGAAACUGCCGUCGAAGCUCAAGGCUUCGGCAAGGUCACCUACGCUCGGAUUGGCCAGCUUUGCCGGAAUGACAUGGGAGGGCAGCGUAGUUUAGUGAAUAAGUGGACAACCUUCUUGAAGACUCGACUUGUCUGCUCUGUACCAGGCAGUGAUGGCAGUGAAACACACUUUGACGAUCUCAGGGAUGUGUUCCUGCUGCAGACGCGAGACAGGAAGAAUCCUCUGGUCUACACAGUUUUUUCUACAUCCAGUAGUGUAUUCCGUGGAUCGGCCGUCUGCCUGUACACUAUGAACGACAUCCGCAGGGCGUUUCUGGGGCCGUUUGCCCACAAAGAGGGCCCCAAUUACCAGUGGGUGACUUUCCAAGGCAAAGUCCCUUACCCUCGCCCAGGCAUGUGUCCCAGUAAGACGUUUGGAAGUUUCGAGUCCACCAAAGGCUUUCCAGAUAACGUGAUCCAGUUUGCGCGUCAUCACCCCUUGAUGUAUAACCCAGUGACGCCACUCGGUGGCCGUCCACUCUUCCUGCGCACAGGAAUGCCUUACAGCUUCACACAGAUCGCUGUGGAUCGAGUUAAUGCUGCAGACGGCCACUAUGACGUCAUGUUCAUCGGAACAGAUGUCGGCACUGUUCUGAAAGUGAUCUCUGUGCCUAAGGGAAGCUGGAGCAACACAGAGCUGCUUCUAGAGGAACUGCAAGUCUUCAAGGACUCUUCAUCCAUCAUCAAUAUGCAGAUCUCUUCCAAAAGACAACAGCUGUAUGUGGGCUCUGAUACAGGUGUGGCGCAGGUGCCACUGCAUCGCUGCAGCAUGUACGGUAAAGCAUGUGCUGAGUGCUGCCUGGCACGAGACCCCUACUGUGCCUGGGAUGGACACCAAUGCACACGCUACCUUCCUAACACCAAACGGCGCUUCCGUCGGCAAGACGUCAGGAACGGUGAUCCGAACACUCUCUGUUCAGGAGAUCACCAGAAGCAGCGUGUUGUGGAGAAAAAGCUGUAUGCAGUGGAGGGCAGUAGCUCUUUCCUGGAGUGCAUGCCCAAAUCACUACAGGCCCAGGUCACAUGGACCUCCCAGAGACACCCGAACAAUCCCCGAGAAGAGGUCCGUCUAGAUGAUCGCGUGCUUCAGACUAAUCGAGGCUUGUUGCUGCGGCGAGUGUUGCGCAGAGAUGGUGGUGUUUACCAGUGUCACGCGAUGGAGCAUGGAUUCACCCAAACGCUGCUCAGCAUCACGCUGGAAGUCGUCCCCACUACGAGCCCCACCUAUAGCAUAGGACAGAACCCGGCCCAAAGCCAAGCACAGUCCAGCAAUCAGAAGCUGUGGUACAGAGACUUCAUGCAGCUGGUUGAUCACCCCAACCUGAGCACCGUGGACCAGAUCUGCGAGCAGGUGUGGUCACGCAAACACAGCCAAUCAGACAAAGCAAUGGCGGACGCAGCCAACGAGUCUCCGUCUUCUGAUCCUCUGCACUCCACGCACAAAAAGUGGAGGCAUCUGAAGGAGGUGAGGAAGGGGAGGAACCGCAGAACACACGACGGAAAACCUGCACCUCGUGCGCCUCGGAGUGCGGGAGAGUAACAAGGGAUGGAAGAAGAGAGAAAGAGUGAGAGAGAGAGAGGGACAGAGAAAGAAGGAGAGAUCACUGGAGUUGGACAAAACCACACACACACCAUCACGUGACUGUUUAUCAGAUAACACAAACAAGCUAUAGGUUAGAAAUCCACAUUAUGCUUCUCAUACUUUACAAUUUAUCACACACCAUUGCCUUAGUGCACUGCUGCUCCAUCCUACCCCCAUCUAGGGUGCGUUCUUUUAUCCCCCCAAAAAAAUCCUGAAAUCAUUCUACCACCCUUUACACACUCUACUGUCAUGUUACAUUACUUUACCAGGGGUGGUAUUAUUUCCGUUUGCAUUCUAAGCCCUCAAACACACCAAUACACCCCUUCCUACACUUACUCCUAUCUCCACACACUCCUCUAUUCCUCUAUACACCACUCAUAAACUCAUUACACACAUUCCUGCCCAUACACUCCAAUCAUACCCUCUCUACACACUCCCUGUACACACUUAGCCAUGAUGUCAUAUACAUGACUAUACACUCGAUAAACACUGCAAUUUACACAGGUACGAAUCACACACACACACACACACACACACAUACAAUAAUGCAAUAAUUAUUCACUUGAGCUUCUUUCUGAACACAGAGGCCCAUUUAAAAAAAAAGUGCAGACAAGGAUGAUGUCAUUCUGAACCAAACUGUCUCAUCGUGUUUACGAUUCUAAACAGAUGGAAUAGUCCAAACCAUGGACAAAGCAUUACACACACACACACACACACACACACACACACACACACACACACUUGAUAUGUAGAAAAACUGUACAGCAGUGCAGUUGCAUGCAUCGUCUUGGAACAGCACACACACUCUGCUUCUAGAAAAAAAAAAAAAGAAAAAAACUUGUAUAUUUCGUGUGUUUGUGCUUCGUGCUCUUUGUGUUCUGUAGAUUAGAAUUUCCUCUGUAUUCUCGAAUAUUCUCUGUAGAACCAAAACCACUAUUAAGCUAACCACCACUAGCUGCCUGUUACCAUAGAAACCCUUAAAGCUGCUCUCUGGUCUUUACCAUCAGCAGGAAACGGGGAGAAAGGAACUCAAAACUGUGAACUUACCCACAAAAUAUAAUCAUCAGCAAAUUUCGAGACAGCGAGCGUUAGGGCAGGGUGGCCUGGUUGCUCACUGGCGCCACCUGUUGUACAGAAAGACUUUGAGCUGCUUUAACUUUAUCCAAAGCGCAUUUUGUGUGAGAUCACAUAGUGGUAGGGCGUGUGCACUGUACCUGCAUGGUGUGUGACUGUUUGCUUUGCAAUAUCAUGUUCUAGACCCUAGACCAUCAAAGCAGGAGUGCAUUGUGGGAAAAUCAUACAAAAAAAGUUAUGAUGGGGAGGAGGAUGUUUUAGUUUUGAACCCAUCUGUCGAUGAUUUGCAAGACAAGAUGCUUGAGCGCGUGUGUCUGUCUGUGUGCGUGUGUACAGUUACAAUAACAAUCUUUUUUGCACAUAUAGCAUGUUUAAUUAGUGUUCAUUCAUUUAAUAGUAAAAACAAAACAGUAAGCAGCUUAUUAUAAUGAUAUCAGAUUUACCCAUCAGCCCUUUCUGCUGAUGUAGGGAUGUUUUAGGUUAGAUGGUGAAUGACAGAUGAUACUUCCUUCCUCCCCCAGACCAACCAGUUACAGUUUUUUUGUCUGUGCAAUUAAUGAAAACACAGGCUCUAUUUCUCAAACACCUCACACACAAGCAGCAUGACAAA